AUGAGGCAUAUUUUUGCAGCCUUGGCUGGCUUGAAGCCAGCAAUAGUAAUGGUGGUGGUUCAUAUUGCAUAUACUGGGAUGAAUAUCUUAUAUAAAUUGGCUGCAAAUGAAGGAAUCAAUUCGAGGGUAAUUAUUGCCUAUAGAUGGAUUUUUUCAUCUGCCCUUCUAAUUCCUCUAGCACUCAUUGUUGAAAGGAAGAGCAGACCAAAGCUUACAAGAGUGGUUCUUUUUCAAGCCUUUCUUUGUGGGUUAUUUGGAGGACUAGGAAGCCAGAAUUUGUACUUGGGAAGCUUAGCCUUAACAUCUGCAACAUAUGUGAGGGCCAUGUCCAUCCUCCUUCCAGCAAUAACAUUGAUACUGGCUACUAAUUUUCUUCCUAGGUUGGAGAAUUUGGAGCUAAAGACAACAAUAGCGAAGGCCAAGGUGAUGGGAACAUUAAUAGGAAUUGGUGGGGCAAUGCUUCUCACUUUCUAUAAAGGUCCAGAGACCAAUAUUUGGUCACUAAAUCUUCACCUAUUGAAAACAAAUCAGCAUCAAAAUAGCUACAUUUCUUCCACUCACAUUCUUGGCUCCUCCUUGGCACUUGGCAGUUGCACCUCUUAUGCCUUGUGGCUAAUAGUUCAGACCAAGAUGAGUGAGAGAUAUCCAUGUCAUUACUCAAGCUCAGCUUUAAUGUCAAUAAUGGCAUCAAUUCAGUGUGUGAUUUUGUCACUAUGUAUGGAGAGGAAUUGGAGCAAUUGGAAGUUGGGAUGGAAUCUUAUGCUUCUCACUGUCGCAUAUUCGGGGAUUGUGAUUGCUGGACUAGUUGUUAUCGUCAUUGCUUGGUGUGUGCACAUAAGAGAGCCAGUGUUUAUGGCUAAUUUUAACCCUCUUUCACUUCUACUCACAGCCAUUAUGGGGUCUCUAGUACUAGAAGAAAAACUACACCUUGGAAGCAUAUUAGGUGCAGGGCUAAUUGUACGUGGAUUAUACAUGGUUCUUUGGGGUAAAGGCAGGGAGGUGAAGGACAAACUAGUGUUAACAGAAAGUUCAAUUAAAUCUGACAUUAUAGUGAUUGUUAAUGAUGGUGAUCACCCAGCCUUAAAUGCUUUUAUAGAUGAAGAUCCAUUGCCAAAGGAGUAG
Molecule: messenger RNA, 1122 nt
Organism: Hevea brasiliensis (rubber tree)
Lineage: Eukaryota; Viridiplantae; Streptophyta; Magnoliopsida; Malpighiales; Euphorbiaceae
Product: WAT1-related protein At1g68170-like
Exons: 7
Coding region: 1-1122 (373 amino acids)
Cellular component (GO): plasma membrane
Molecular function (GO): transmembrane transporter activity
Source: RefSeq, a predicted model, not a curated record